AUGUGGCUCACUGUGCACUGGUUAGUCACCCGCCUCCCUGACCGCCUUGCCACUGCCCGCGACGCGCUUCUUCAGAAGCACCCCACUGAACUCACUAUAUACCUCCUUCAGACUGCUCUCGGGACCAUCGAGAGCAGCCUCCUCACCGUUGCCUCCGCCACUGAUGCGGUGGCCCCCCGUCUCUUUGCGGGGUGUGCCGCCCCUCAGCUUCCCACUUUCACCACUACCCGCGCUUCUGUUGCUGUGUCGGUCUCUGAGGACACCGCUGCCAUUUCUGCCGCAGACUGGCAGAAACGGGGCAAGAGUGGCAAGAAGGGCGGGAAGGGGGGAGGUGGGGGCGGAGGAGGUGGCGGUGGAGGGGGCGGUGGAGGUGGGAGCGGCGGUGGUGGUGGAGGCGGCGGCGGCGGCGGCGGUGGUGCACCAGGGGGAGGGGGCCUUGGAGGAGGCGCAGGACAGACAGGUCCACCCACAGGUGGUGGCCCGACCGGUGGGGGUGCUGCCCCCCAGCAGCAGCAGCCACAGCAGCACCAGCCACAGCAGGGACAGCAGCAGCAGCAGGGACAGCAGCACCAGCAGGCGCCGCAGCAUGGGGUCCGGGAGGCCCUGGGAGCACCGGCCGCAGCAGCAGCUCUUCCAGCUGGGCCCCUCGCCCCCCUCGUCGUGACGCUGGCCCGUGCACCCACUGGUGCCUCACCGGGCCAGGCAGCCCCUGUCUCUGUGGUCGCGGCGACCACUCUGCCGCGCGGUGCUUCCGCCGCCUCGACGACCUCUACCGGGCUCGUUGGGGACCUCUGGCGGUCACUCCUCGCUGGUCUCGUCUGUGACCCUCCGGCUGAGGCCUCUCUGUCGUUCACCCUGGACUCGGGCGCGUCUCAGUGCUUCUUCCGCGACCACACGACCCUUACGCCACUCCUCACUCCUGUGUCAGUGGCUCUGGCUGAUCCUACCUCUGGACCAGCCGUUGCGCGUAGCUCCACCACCCUCCCGUGCCAUGUGGUCCCCUCUGGUGUCCUACGCGGCCUCCACAUCCCCUCGUUCACUCGGAACUUGGUGGGUGUUGGAUACCUCCAGGACAGGGGGAUCACGGUUACCUUCGUGGGGGGUGGGCGGACUGCAGUCUGUACAGACGCUACCACAGGUGCUGUUCUGGCCACGUUCACCAGGGAGCCCCGCUCCGGUCUCUACGUUCUCCACACCGAGCGCUCCCCGGUCGCGUCCUCCCCUCAGGUCGUUGCGUCCCCUCCGGCCCAGGUCCCCAGUCCAGUUGAUGUGUCUAGCCAGGUAGUCGUGUCCGGUCCUGGCGCUGUGUCCAGUCCAGUCGCUGCGUCUUGCUCCUGUCGCUCUCUCACCCACCGCACCGUCCUGUGGCACCACCGCCUUGGCCACCCGUCGAUCCCUCGCCUUCGUGGCAUGCUCGGUCAGGGACUUGUCACAGGUCUCCCACGCACCUUCCCGUCGCUCCCUCCCUCGCUUGCCCCUCCUUGCUCUCCGUGCGUCGCCGGUCGCUUACGCGCCACUCCCCACUCCUCCUCCCUUCGUCCGGCCACCGCUCCCUUCGAGACUCUCCACUUGGACGUCUGGGGCCCUGCCCCGACGCAGGGGUGUGGGAGGGAGCGUUACUUUCUGGUGGUCGUCGACGACUUCUCCAGGUACACCACCGUGUUCCCUCUUGCGAAGAAGUCCGAGGUGACUGCUACGCUGAUCAGGUGGCUUCUAGCCACUGAGGGCACUCGUGGUCGUCGAGUCAGUUGUCUCCAAUCCGACCGUGGGGGCGAGUUUCGCUCCGGCAUGCUCGGCGGAUUCUGCGGCGAACAGGGCAUCACCCAGUCCUGGACGCUGCCAGAGUCCCCACAGCAGAAUGGGGUUGCUGAGCGCCGCAUAGGCUUGGUCAUGGACAUCGCCCGCACGUCCAUGAUCCAUGCCCGUGCGCCCCAUUUUCUGUGGCCCCACGCGGUUCGCUACGCCGCACACCAGCUGAACCUCCAGCCGCGUGUCUCGCGGCCCGAGGCUUCACUGACCAGUCUUUGGACUGGUUCCCCUGGUGUCGGGUCGGCCUUUCGAGUCUGGGGCUGCCUUGCGCUUGUUCGCGACACCUCCGCGGACAAGCUCUCGGCACGCGCCGUCCCCUGUGUCUUCCUUGGUUUCCCAGUGGACUCUGCCGACUGGUCCUUUUACCACCCGCCCCUCCACCAGUUCCUAGACUCCCGUGACGUCCGGUUUGACGAGUCUGUGUCCUACUACACCCGGUACCCCUGUCGAGGUCUCCCGGUACCCCCUCCCCCCCUUUUCCUAGCACCCUCUCCUCCUCCUGCUCCUGCUCCUCCGGUACCCCCGCCCCCCCCUGGUCCUGCCCCGUCUGGUGUGUCCCACGCUACCCCUCUACCCUCGGUCAUGCGUCAGGUAGUGUCUCCCUCCCCGCAGUCCUCCUCACAGUCCCCUCAGCAGCCUUCGGCACUUCCGCGACAGGUUACUGUGGACUCGGUUGGUGUUGGAGCUGGAGGUGCGGCCGCUGGCGGUGCUCGGUCUUGGGGUGCUCGGUCGCGGGGUGCUGGAGCUGGAGGUGCUGGCGCAGGUGGCGCUAGCUCUGGGGGCGCUGGAGCUGGAGGUGCUGGCACUGGAGGUGCUAGUUCUGGGGGUGCUGGAGUUGGAGGUGCUGGCACUGGCGGUGCUGGUUCUGGGGGUGCUGGAGUUGGAGGUGCUGGCACUGGCGGUGCUAGUUCUGGGGGUGCUGAGUCUGAGGAGACUGACGCUGGAGACCCUGGUUCUGCGGAGUCCACUCCGCCUCCCCACCGCCACGACACGCGUCUCCAGGCUGCCCGUCGGCGUGAGCGUGAGGAGUAG
Closterium sp. Naga37s-1 is the source of this 2841-nucleotide messenger RNA. The record is from the annotation of a GenBank genome assembly. Lineage: Eukaryota; Viridiplantae; Streptophyta; Zygnematophyceae; Desmidiales; Closteriaceae.